UACUUUCAUUACAUCUUUAAAUAAGAAACUCAGCAGAACUAUAAAAAGUGCUGCCCACUCCUGACCAUCUAUCUCCAGACUGGAAGAGAGGACAUGACACUGGCUCAGCUAUCUCAUCCCCUAGGGGGGACAUCCGGCAAUCAUCCUCUUACACAAUGCAGAUUCUAUUGCUGGGAAAUGUCUUGCAACUCUCUAACUCCAGUGUCAGGUCUGAUCGCUGUAGUGGAUGAAAAAGCCUCACAUUUCUGCUAGUGCAAGAACAUUGAGCAUGGAGAGGGAGGGAGAGAACAGCUGCUCCUUAACAGAUGAUGUAGUUUGCUGGCUCUUUAAACCCUGCCGGCUAUGGAGAAAGGGAGGCAGAGUAAAUGUGUGUUAAAAUGGGUGAAGGCAAGUCCAAUGAGUCUUCACAGCACCUCCCAGAAAAAAAAAAAAAAGUGUUUGCAUGGGACAGGGAUGUAUAUAAAGCCGUCCAAGAGGUUGAUGCUGCAUGUGAGCUGACAGGUAGCAUAGCAGAGAGAGGCAGGGACAAAGGGCAGCCUGAACAUCUGCACCACUGCCUCAUUCUCCACCGGCAGAACUUCAUUUAUUGCUCAUUUACACUUAUUGGGCUUUGUAUUUUGGCAGCUCUAGAUCCAUGGAUUUAUGAUCUGCUCUUUCCCCUUUAAGUAGAUUAUUUCCAGUUUUUGUGCUCCUGGUAAAUGAGUCACGGUCACCAUGCACACACAUCUGGCUGUCACCUUGCUGCUCGCUCUGGAUUUGCUUCUUCUUCAAAGCACUUCUCUAGGCCACUCUCCAGAUGGGGUCCUCGUCACCCCGAAAAGGUUGGAUCCUGAUAUAAAUGGAAGGCAUUAUUUCAAAGAAGGCAAUGAACAGACCAAAGACACAGGAGUCAUUUUCCAGAUCUCAGCUUUUCAGGAGGAUUUCUAUCUGAAUUUGAGCCCUGAUUCUCAGUUUAUUGCACCAGCUUUUUCCAUGCAUUUUCCUGGCGCUCACCCCAAACCAUCACCAAGUGUCCGACAUUGCUUCUACUCUGGAGAUGUCAAUUCUGACCGGGAUUCAUUUGCAGCACUGAGCCUCUGUGGAGGACUGCGAGGAGCUUUUGGCUACCAAGGGGUUGAGUAUUUCAUCAGCCCUUUGAAAAAUAGUACUUUGGACCAGGUUCCAGGUAGUCAGCAGGGGCCACAUCUGCUGCAGAAAAGGAGAGCAAUUUUUCAGUCAUCAGACACCACAUCCAGGUGUGGGGUCAGCUCUGCAUUGAACCACGGCAUCAUGGAAGCUCUGCAAAGAUACAAAGGUUCCAAGCACCACAGAUCUCAUGUCAAUGGUACCAGCAGGCCCAGGGGUGGUCACCGAUCUAGACGUUUUGCCUCUAUCACCAGGUACGUGGAGACAUUGGUUGUGGCUGACGAGUCCAUGCUCAAGUUCCAUGGAGACGACCUACAGCACUAUCUACUCACCUUAAUGGCCACCGCAGCCCGGUUGUACCGUCAUCACAGCAUCCAGAACCCCAUCAAUAUUGCAGUGGUAAAGUUCAUGGUUCUGACUGAUGAUGGGAAGGGUCCAAAAGUGACCACCAAUGCAGCCAUGACCCUGAGGAGCUUCUGUGCCUGGCAAAGGAAAUGGAACAAAGUUAGUGACAAGCACCCCGAGUAUUGGGACACUGCCAUCCUCUUCACCAAGCAGGACCUGUGUGGCGCCUCCACCUGUGACACCCUGGGAAUGGCAGAUGUGGGCACCAUGUGCGAUCCUAAGCGCAGUUGCUCAGUGAUAGAGGACGACGGGCUCCCUUCGGCCUUCACUACAGCUCAUGAGCUUGGUCACGUGUUCAACAUGCCUCAUGACAACGUCAAGGCCUGCGAGGAGGUGUUUGGGAAGCUUAAGGAGAACCACAUGAUGUCACCCACACUGAUACAGAUCGACCGGGCCAAUCCAUGGUCUGGGUGCAGUGCCGCCAUAAUUACAGAUUUCCUGGACAAUGGACACGGUGAGUGUCUCCUGGAUGAGCCAGCAAAGCCAAUAUCAUUGCCCGAUGAGCUCCCGGGGGUCAGCUACAACCUGAACCGCCAGUGCGAGCUCGCCUUUGGUCUGGGAUCCAAGCCUUGUCCUUAUAUGCAGUACUGCACCAAGCUGUGGUGCACGGGGAGAGCCCGGGGGCAGCUGGUGUGCCAGACCCGACAUUUUCCUUGGGCGGAUGGUACCAGCUGCGGUGAUGGGAAGUUCUGUCUGAAUGGAGCAUGUGUGGAGAGGCAUAACACCAAACGAUACAAGGUGGAUGGAUCAUGGGGCAAAUGGAGCCUUUAUGGACAGUGCUCCAGGACCUGUGGUGGGGGGGUGCAGCUUGCCAAACGAGAGUGUAACAAUCCAGAGCCGUCCCAUGGAGGAGCCUAUUGUGAGGGUCUACGAGUGAAAUACAGAUCGUGUUCUCUCAACCCCUGCCCAGACACUGGUAAAAGCUUCCGUGAGGAGCAGUGUGAGGCUUUCAAUGGCUUUAAUCAAAGCACAAAUCGUCUGAUGUCCACGGUCGGAUGGGUCCCCAAAUACUCUGGCGUGUCACCGAGGGAUAAAUGCAAGCUUAUCUGCAGAGCCAAUGGCACCGGCUACUUCUAUGUGCUUGCACCUAAGGUCGUCGACGGGACCCUAUGUGCCCCUGACUCCACCUCUGUCUGUGUGCAAGGCAAGUGCAUCAAAGCAGGAUGUGAUGGACAACUGGGGUCAAAGAAGAAAUAUGACAAAUGCAGAGUAUGUGGUGGGGACAAUAAGAGCUGCAAAAAGAUCUCUGGCCUUUUUACUAAACCCAUACAUGGCUAUAAUUUUGUGGUCACAGUUCCUGCCGGUGCCAGUAAUUUGGAUGUGAGACAGCGUGGGUAUAAAGGACUCAUCAAUGAUGAUAAUUACCUUGCAGUGAAAAAUGGACAAGGUCGUUACCUGCUGAAUGGGAAUUACAUAGUGUCUGCAGUAGAGAGGGACAUUUUGAUACGUGGGAGCCUUUUGAAGUACACGGGUACCGGCACUGCAGUGGAAGGCUUACAAGCUGUUGGUGUGAUUCACGAACCGCUGACUAUAGAGGUUUUAUGUGUUGGGAAGAUGACACCUCCACGACUGAGGUACUCAUUCUUUAUCCCAAGGGAAAAGAAAGACAGCAAAACUGUGCAAAUAAUAAGCAAUAGUCUCACUGCUCUCGCACCUCCGCCUCCCCGACCCAGACCUCAGUCUCACUGGACAGCAGGUAGUUGGGGGUCAUGCUCAGUCUCUUGUGGUGAUGGCCAGCAAACUCGAAUAGUAGAAUGUCGUGACCCUUGGGAACAGCUGUCAUCAGAUUGCCCAGCAUCUCUCCGCCCACCUGAAAUAAGGACCUGUGGUGACCCUUGUCCAAUAUGGGAGACUGGAGAGUGGACAGUGUGCUCAAAGACCUGCGGCCGGGGAUUUAAAAGACGGCAAUUGCGGUGCAGUGCUGGAGGUGGAGUAACCUUACCAAGAGAGCACUGCACAUUGAAACGAAAACCUCAGGAACUAGACUUUUGUAUCCUGCGCCCAUGUUAGUGAUCAAAGAACAGGCAACUCUGAGAAAUGUAGAGCUCUGCUCAGCAGAGAAUCUUGGAGCAUGUGCUAAGCUCAGGCCCCAGGUAGCGGUGAACCACAUUUCAUGACCAAAGGGACUAAUUUUGCAUUGUUAUGAUGAGUGGGGAAUAUUGUGGACAUUUGAAGGUUAAUGCUUUGCACUUUUAUUAGCUUUUAUUGUGUUUCUGAAUAAUUCUACAAUGUGUGUGUGAUUCUCACCACAGUUGGCUUCCACCUUUGAGCAUUAAUUGUGGAGUCAGUGGAUGAGUUUGUGAAGAAGUUUCGUCACUGUGUGAUCAGUCACGUCUCUAUGUUAUAACACUCAGUAUGAGGAGAUCUAGAAUCUGACCAAAAGCUUGGAGAGGUGGCAUACUCUUGAGAUGAUCCAGCCAAUGUAUCUGCUAUUGGGCUCAUUGGAGAAGAGGCUCAUCCUUCCAUCUCUGUGGGUGACACCCGCCAAAGAAUUUUUGAAGGGUGUCAUCUGGGAGAAUAAUCUUUUUUUCCACUCUCAAUGCAUUUGAAGACCUCACAGGUCUGUUCCUCAGGCACGGCCAUCAUGGCUGAUUUGAUCCUUUGUGGCACUCUUCUGUCCUAUAGCACUGCAACAAGGGAUGGGGAACAGAGCCAAGCGUCAUGGCUAUUUCUCUCUCUAGGGUGAAAAAGCAACGUACUUGUCACAGGACCAGGGGCUGUGAUUGAAUAAACAGCACGAGAAGGCUUGAUUUUUACUUUUGGUCUUCCUUGUGUGUAAGAGCAGCAGAGCUGGAUGAAGAAUCUCUUAGAGACGUGACUGUCACAGUAGUGUCCUCUGUUAUAUGAAGGAGUCAUGUAGAUGGGUCAGGCCCAGUGCAGCUAUUUACAAUAAUAUUUGCCCAUUGGAUGUUGGGUUAUACAUGGUGAAAACGUUAAUGGUUUUCAUACAAGAGGAUAUAGGGAAGGGAAUGGUCCUUAGAAUUAGUGACAUGCAACACAAUGAUGGAAACAAAGAGAUGACGGGGCCCUCCUGUCACUCUGAGAAAUUCACACAUGGACUAAAUUUGCACAAGACUAUUACACGUGAGUGACAUUAUGCUUUAUGACUCCGAGUCCACGUCAGUGAUUGUACGAAACAGGGCAAGUAUGGGGUUAGCAAAACCAACAGUUAAAUCUACCUCUAUGUAUCACCUGUACGACAUGAUGGAGAGAUGGAAGGGCUCUCGAUAUCGGGAUGGUGUAUAGGGGGAACGGCUUUAAAUAUUGGGAUGAUGAGGGGAAAGGGCUUUAGAUAUCGAGAUUAUGGAUAGAGGGAAGAGCUUUAGAUAUCGGUAUGAUGGAGAGAGGGGAAGGCUUUAGAUAUCUGGAUGAUGGAGAGAGGGAAUGGCUUUAGAUAUUGGGAUGAUGGGGGGGGGGGGGGGCUUGAGAUAUCGAUAUCAGUAAUUCCUGCCCUAAAAUAGAUUUACAGCCUUGUCAUUCGUAUUCUGCAGCAAUGAGCCCUUACCAUCCAACACGUUUCACUCAUUGAGAUUACAAGGACUGCGAUUUGUCAAAUGAUUUCACUCUUUUUGAUAUUGGUUUUCUAACAGGUGCUAAGACUGGGUUGUCCAUAGAUACCCGGCAGCCAUACAAAGCCCAAUUACCAGCUGCCGGGCCAAGAUCAUCGUCAGUAGCAAUCUAUAGAAAGAGGCAUUGCAUUUCAUGUGUUUAUAAAAAAAAAUAUUACUCGAAUAAUUCUAAAACAUUAGAAAUAUCACGUAGAAGUCUCUAUGCAGCUAAAUGUCAUUCUCUAAUAGAGAGGCUGGUGAUUACCUGGUCAUUCCAGAAUAUAGAGGCAAUGUAGAGGUUCUGGUGAUUAUCUGGUGUUCUGUUGCUUUUUACAAAAUGCAUAAAAAACACACUGCAAAAAAUAGCAUGCAUUAUUAGUUUUUGUUUUUGUUUUGUUUUUUGUUACAGGUGAUAUGUGUCAAACCAAUGUAGUAAUUGCCUAUGCUAUGCGGUAAUUGUCUAGAUAGGGAAAAAAUACUUUGUUUAGGACUUUUUUCCAUCUAAAAUAACAGAUCUCAGGCAGAAGAAGCAAAAAUGGAUGAAAAAUGUACAUAACUGAACAUAACGUAUUCUCAAAAUUGAGGAUCUAUUUUUUUUGUUUUGUUUUCUGUUCAGUUCUGACAAAAUUGGAGAGACCCUAGUUGCACUAGAAUUACAUCAAUUUGCGCUACUUUUUAAACAGAUUCGUGCCGUAGAGACAUUACUAAAUCUGUUUGACCCAUUCAAAAAUUUGUGUAUUUUUUUAAUGUGAUUUUAAAAAGCAUAACAAAACCUGCCCUUAUGUAGAGAAAAUGUGAAUUAUCUGGACUAUAGACUCUCUGGUGAUUACUGUCGAGCGAGCCAGGUUUUACAAAACUAUUCAUAUUCUUUACAAGCCGAAGUAAGGCAGAUGUGGUUUGACACUGGUGAUCUCACCACCAGUCCUGCCGGGUGAGGACUUAUUAAAAUAUAAUGAUGGAGCAAGGCUAAUUAUUCCCAAAUUGGAGAUCUCUGUUGUGUUUUACAUUUGUUUUUGUACAUUUAUUUUACUAUAUUUUUGAUAAAGCAGAAGACAAGCCAAAGUUGCGGCUGCAAAAAUCUGUAUACUGUGUAUACUCUGUAUAGUCAUGAGUGAUCAAGAAUAAACACUUAGAGAAAACCACAAA
This is a messenger RNA of Bufo gargarizans (Asiatic toad), 6224 nucleotides long. RefSeq names its product ADAM metallopeptidase with thrombospondin type 1 motif 15 (gene ADAMTS15). The record is from RefSeq and is a predicted model, not a curated record. Gene Ontology annotation, molecular function: metalloendopeptidase activity; zinc ion binding. NCBI's taxonomy places the organism in Eukaryota, Metazoa, Chordata, Amphibia, Anura, Bufonidae. Gene Ontology annotation, biological process: proteolysis; extracellular matrix organization.